This is a messenger RNA of Liolophura sinensis, 5404 nucleotides long. RefSeq names its product myelin regulatory factor-like. Gene Ontology annotation, molecular function: sequence-specific DNA binding; DNA-binding transcription factor activity. The coding region runs from base 106 to 3276 and encodes 1056 amino acids. Gene Ontology annotation, cellular component: endoplasmic reticulum membrane; nucleus. The transcript is spliced from 23 exons. Gene Ontology annotation, biological process: positive regulation of DNA-templated transcription; protein autoprocessing. The record is from RefSeq and is a predicted model, not a curated record. NCBI's taxonomy places the organism in Eukaryota, Metazoa, Mollusca, Polyplacophora, Chitonida, Chitonidae.
CUCUCAGAGUUUGUGUACAAGUGCCCUACGAGAGAAAAACUACGAUUUCUUACAUGUGUUUAAUGGAGUUAUGAUACUGGCAGAUUUCUUGAUUUAACGACACAAAUGGAUGUCACUAGCGAUGGUCAAGUUCUCCACGACGUCUGCAGUACUGAUCUGGGAAUUGACAAUGAUGCCUUGGAGAUACAGACACUGGAGCAGUACAUUUCGGAAGCAGAAUAUCUUGGCCUAAAUUUGACAGAUGAACCAAUCCAGGCAUUAGCGUUUUCCAGUGGGCGACCUCAUGACACAUCACUGCCGGACCCAACCUUGACGAGGGUGGGGCUACGCCCAGGGCUCCAUCAGCCCCACCCCACCCAGCAGCUGGCCUACUGCACAGAGGCUAAUGGGGUUGUAGGUUACACCUCCCCACACAUUAAUAUGCCCCUGCCGGACAGUCCGCCCGAGUCCGAGGGUUCCGAACCGUACUCUCCUCCUGAUGGUCACAGACAUUUACACAUUCAAGAUUCCAAAUCCAGCCUGGCCAAUGGGAUGAGUGGUUUGUCCCAAGUGCAGUCCCAAGUUCCAGCUCAACCUACCCCACAACAGCAGCACAUGUAUUCACCCCACCACCGACAGCAUCCUGCUCCCCACACUAAAGGUUUUACAAGUUACCUGAGCAAUGAGCCACCCAAACUCAACCAUCUGCCCAGCAGCACCCAGCCAUCCUCAGCGGGGUUACAACAGAUGCCUCAUCAUUACAUUCACCCUCCAAUCCUACCACCUCAUUACAACACUGCGGGGCUCCCUCAGCAGCAGGCUGCCCCACCCCAGCCACAGCCUAAAAAGAGGAAGCAUUCAGACUCCCCCAAUAACACGGUCACAGGCUCCAUGCUGAGUGCCAUGAAUGGCGUCUUACCAAACAUCAAACAAGAACCUCCAGGUUAUCUCCCUGACUGUGAUGAUGACUACAGUUCUUAUGACAUGGGCGAUUCCCCAGGCAGCUUUCUGGAUGGUACCUACCAGGUCAUCAAAUGGCAGGCCUUCCAGCCCACAAAGUGGUCUAACUUGUGUGAUGAAAACUGCAAAGAACUCCCCACUCCCAGCUAUAGAGUGGACGCAGACAAAGGUUUUAACUUCUCGGUACCCGAUGAAGCCUUCGUCUGUCAGAAGAAGAACCAUUUCCAGGUGACAGUACAGAUGGGGAUUGCAGGUCACCCCAAGUAUGUGAAAACACAAGAUGGCAGCAUUAAGAAAGUGGAUAAUUACUUUCUGCAUUUCCAUGGGAUCAAAAUGGAGUCCCCAAGCCAGCUGAUAAAGAUUGAGCAGUCACAAUCAGACCGAAGCAAAAAAGCAUUUUACCCUGUGAAGGUGGAUUUACCAGCUGACCAGUUCACGAAGAUCACAGUUGGAAGAUUACACUUCAGUGAAACCACGUCCAAUAACAUGAGAAAAAAGGGGAAGCCUAACCCUGACCAGCGUUACUUCAGACUAGUUGUCUCCCUUCAUGCUCACAGUGGGGACCAGUCUUGGUGUAUUGCCUCGCAUGUGUCUGAGAGGAUCAUUGUCAGAGCAUCAAAUCCUGGUCAGUUUGAGGGAGAUGUGGAUGUAUUGUGGCAGAAAGGUCACACAAAUGACUCGGUGUACCAUGUGGGACGUGUUGGGGUCAAUACAGACCAUCCUGAUGAGGCAGUCACUGUACAUGGCAACUUGAAACUGACAGGUCACAUUAUCCAGCCCUCUGACAAGAGAGCGAAGGAUGAUAUCACAGAGGUGGAUUCCAAGGAGCAGUUACGGAAUGUGUCCCAGAUGCGCAUCUAUAAGUACCAGUACAGUGAGGAUUUUGCCGUACAUGCUGGCCUGGAGGAAGAGGACCGUGGUGACACUGGGGUUAUAGCCCAGGAGGUGUUAGAGGUGCUGCCUGAUGCAGUACGUGAGACUGGGGAUAUCAUGCUUCCUAAUGGAUCACGUAUAGAAAAUUUCCUCGUGGUCAAUAAGGACCGGAUAUUUAUGGAGAACGUAGGGGCAGUAAAAGAAUUGUGUAAGCUGACGGAUAAUCUUGAGAUCCGUAUAGACGAACUUGAGAAAAUGAACACUAAGCUUGCCAAGUUGAAGAGAUACGACAGUUUGAAAUCCACAGUUAGCACCAAGUCAGGCUCCAGCAUGAGUACAGUACGGGGAACUCUGUCGGCCUCAGGGAGGAAGUCUAAUCAGAAGAAGGCCCCAGCAACUCCCCAGACCAGAGAGAAAAACUGGUGCAGUAACAAAUUCAUCCAGAUCACCAUCAUCGCCCUUAUCCUUAUCAUGGCCUUUUGCCUAGUCUCCAUCACUGUGCUGUAUAUCUUAGAACGGCACAAGGCCCCGUCUUCAGCUGGCAGUGUGAAGCAAACACACAAUCCCAUACAAACUGGUCACACAUUGAAUCCAUGGCCCCAUUCAUCAACCACCACGACCAGAGCCACCCCGGGCGGGGGUACCUCACCCCAUGAUUCAAUAGCAGGAGCAUCAUCAAAAUCAACUUCACCCUCCUUCUCUCCAACAACUAAGAAACAAAGUUAUAUGCCUUUGCCAUCUGGCUGUGUUGAGGGGUGUGAAAAUUUCUGCUGUCCAGCACCCCAGGAAGAUCAGCCUGGCCCAGACAGUCGAUUUGCAUUUCCCGAUGCUAACAGAACUGCUGCCAAAUCUGGACCGGGUCCUAGUGUGUCACCCACAUAUGAAGUUGGCACUACCCAGCCCAUGAAGGUUGCAGUAGUGACUCUUCCCAGUGAUAACCACCAUCCAGUGGUAGUUGUCAACAACAACCCACCUUACAAUGUUGUGGGUCACAUCAACAGAAACUACCUCCUUAGGCGGCGAAAGAGGGAUGAAAAUAACGUACCGGUGGAUAUCCGAUUUGAGAGGUUGAAUUACACAGUCAAGUGUGAAGCUUGCAGGGACUGUCAGAAUAACUUCACCUGUCACAUCCCAGUCAGCAAGACCUUCAACCCCGAGAUUGAGGUCACCCUCCAGUUCAGUGUGGAAGGACAUUACACAGUGUCCUUGUGUGAUCAUUCAUCAGAGAGAGCUUGUGGGACGUCCAGAUCAGACUUCAUCAAUACCCCGCCUGACAUUUCCGAUGGUGCACAGCAAACCACUGUGGCAUGGAAAGUUCGAGCGGGAUAUAACUUCAGAUCACAGCUGAGAUUUCGUGUUUCAACAUCGGAGCAGCCAUGUACAGCUUUGCCAGGAAGAAGUGAACCUUUCCUGGAGUACAACCUGAUAUUCACUCGUCAACCAUGUGACUCACACACGUCAUAAACCGUCUAAAUCAAACUCGCAUCAAAAUGAAACUGCUGGCUGGAUAGUGUAUGAAAGGCUCACGACAGGUGAAUCAUAGCCCAGCAUCAUUUAGCUCUGAACAAAGUGGAUGUGCCUUUGAGAAUAAGAACUCUUGUGCUCUGAAAGGGAAUGCCAGCAUGCUCGCUUCCUGUUUCUGUGUCUAGGUUUGUAAAUCAUGUUGGAUAAGCAUCAAAUUUUGUACAUUUGCUACCAUUUUAAAGGUGUAUGGUUCACAUGCCAUGUAAAUAUAAUUUCACUGAUAGAACCAUAUGAUAUAUUUUGUUGUUCAUGUGAUCUUUUGUUUUUUGGAGACAUAAAUUAUGUAAUUAAGACACCAUAUCCUUAAUCCGGUGUCAUUAAGAAUUUGUUUUCAUUGUAUUAGAACUCAUCAUAUGUUGACUUUAUUACCCUCGAGAUGUAUUCUGUGUAAAUGUAAACACGUAUAUAUGUCUAUGAUUCGCAUUCCACAAGUAUGUCAGGGUUCAUUGCAAACAGAGUAUUACACUUGCUUUUCUCAUCAUUUACUCAUUAUGUUGAAGAUUAGUUGUUUGAAGUAGUGAAAUAUGUGACCGUUUACGUAGUACUGUAAUAUUCAGGUAAUUGCUGCUGUGUCAAACAAUAAGCAUUUAGAAUGUGGAACGGUGUGUGUAAAAAUGUUGUUUUGUUGAAGAGAUGCAUGUCCGUAAAUGUUGAAAAGUUGAAAUUGGUGAAACCACAGCUGGCUAUAUUUCAACUCCUCAAAACGGUUUAGACUACACUUGGAGCAUGCCAGUGUUUUGAAGAAAGGCUGGAAGAGUUAUAUACAUUUAGUUUCUGCAAAAAAAAGCUUUUAUAUCACAUUUGUUCCCCAUUCUGUAUGUGUAGAGUGCAUGUAAACUUUAUUUGUAGUAUAUGAUGUUUAGUAACACGUAUGGCUAGCAGUGAAUGGUGCUGGACUAUGACCUGUAUACUCUGGCUGUCUAAGCGUGAUCAGAUAGUGCUAUUAAUACUUACACUUUGGAGAAUUACAUGUCAAGAUAUUCUUAAGACAUAAGAAUGGUAGAUUAUUGCUAUAGUAUUUAUAUAUUUUGUAUGAUAUUAAUAUUCUGUAAUUUCUUUCUAUGUUGAUGAGGUGGUUAAGAAGGGAAUUGCAAGUUUACGUCAAGUGUAAGAAAGAUAGUGUUUUCAAGUUUACAAUUCAGCAAAACACUUCCUGGCCAUUUUGAUGUUAAAUACUGAGUAGACUACCAGAAUUUCUGUGUGAUCACAUGACCAGUGAUGGAGGACUCAGUUCACGUGAAAUGAAUCUACAGGCACAUUUUGUCAAAAAUAUAGGACCAUUUCUGGCCAUUUCCUUAAUGACUAAAAAGCAAUUUUAAACAGUGUUCUCAGUCAAAUGUGUUUAGGGUUGUUGUGGUUUGUGUACUGUUUAUGUACAUGUAGAUGCAUGCACCAGGUAAGUUAGAUUCUAGAAAGCAUUAACACAUUAAAGUCAGUGGACAUUUAGUUACUAAUCCUCUUACUAGUUUCCUCAGUAGUUUGUUAUCUUCAGUUUGUGUUGUGCUUGUAUAUAGGCGUGUGUGCGUUGAUUUUUAUGUGAUGUGUAAGGUCACAUAUUUUAUUCUUUUCAGAUGUGUUACUUAUGCUUACUCAGUUUUACAUAUGUUAACUAUGGAGUAUACUCUGUUUUAAGACUUUGAAAAUAGGCUGUUUGUAGAUACAUUGCUUCCUAUGAUAGCAAAGUUUUCUGCCCCGAUCAAAAAGUAAUAUUUUUAUCCGCACUAUUUGAACUCGUCAUGGUGACAAAAGACUGUUGAUAGUUCUUGAUAUUAGAGUGUGUCCUUUUAUAGAUGUAAAUGAGAUUCGGACCAAACAACAGAACUCAUUUCCAUACGAAUGUCUUAUUGGAUCAAAUAACUCCCAGACUCUAACAAGAAUUACUCAUUUUCUCAAGGCAGUAUUUUUGCAUAAUUAGUGUUAGAAAUUGGUUUGCUGAUAUUAUGGUGACUGUGAGAUUGUUUAAGACAGCUGUACUUAGCCCCAAGCUUGGGUGCUGACUUUUCUUCUGUAACUUCUGCGACCCCAUCUGCCCAAUACUCGGAGGACUGUUGUGCUGCAGUGGGGGGGG